Molecule: messenger RNA, 1967 nt
Organism: Amphibalanus amphitrite
Lineage: Eukaryota; Metazoa; Arthropoda; Thecostraca; Balanomorpha; Balanidae
Product: organic solute transporter subunit alpha-like
Exons: 8
Coding region: 221-1333 (370 amino acids)
Biological process (GO): transport
Molecular function (GO): transporter activity
Source: RefSeq, a predicted model, not a curated record
UCCCCGUGCGUAGGUGCCGAGUGCUCUGGAGCUGGUGUGCGUGGGAGGCACCGUGUCUGGAGACGGUCCGUGAGCUGUGACGACCUUGACCACCGUCCGAUACGAAUUAAUUUGGGUGCUGUGGCCUGUGAUGACGCAUUUCCCGGCAAAAUUCCAGAAUCCGCAGAAAACGUUUGCUGUAAGUAAUCAGUGGGCAGUUACCAGCUGAAUACCUUUAUUCAUGGCGUCUGAGCGGCCUGGCCUCACUGGUGAGACUCCGACACCGCCCGAUGGCGCCGGGGCGGCAGCGGCUGCCGACUGCUACUCCCUGACCGAGGUCGUCACCACCUCACAGCUCCUGGAAGACCUGGGAGGUUACGUCAUCACGCUAUGGGUUGUCGUCGGUCUAGAGGUGUUGUUUCUGUACGGUCUUCUGGCCAAGACGCUGUGGAGCGUGUACCACAAUGAGCGACUGCCCAAGCUCUGGCGGUCUGGAACCGUCUGGGCUAACUCAGUGCCCUCCUUUGUUGCUUUGAUGUGCCUCGGAAGCCUGAUUGUCCCGGCAUCCGACAGGCUUUUACGUGCGGUAAGGCUCAUAUAUCUGAGUGUUUCCCUGUCCAAGUUCGUCGAGCUGUGCCUGCUGUACUUUGGCGGCGAGUCGCGACUGCUGGCUGCCGUGGAGGGCAGCGCCGUUCCCCUGGCUGUUCCCCCGUGCUGCUGCUGCUGCCGUCCCUGCUGUCCGAGACCCACAAUCACAAAACGUAGCAUACGGGUGAUGAAGGUGCUCGUCUACCAGUUGCCUUUCAGUGUCAGCGGAUAUUUCUUCUUCUCACUUUACCUGUACUCAGCAGGAAUGCAAAAUGUUGGAGAGGCAUCUGGCGGUCCAGGAUACGUGAUUCUUAUGGCACUGCAUGCCGUGGCGUUUCUCCUUGGCAUGUACGGCCUGAUCAUGCUUGAGACAACCACGAAAGGACAACUGCAGAGCCUUCGCUAUCGGGCAAAGUUCGCGCUAAUGAAAUUCACCGUGGUGAUCAUCAACAUCCAAAAGUUUAUCUUUAGCAUCGUCAUAUCCACCGGUGGCUUUACAUGUACUGCUUCAAUGUCGCCAGAGGUCUACGGCGCGUUUAUCCUCAACAUUGUGAUCGCCGCCGAGAUGCUGCUGUUUGGCGUGCUCAACCACUGGGCCUACCAGGCGGACGGCAGGUCGGCUGACGACCUCACCGCGGCCGACCUGACCCCCUCCGGCAGCCCUGCCGACCGCGCCGACACUCCAACGUCACAGCAGACAUGGACGUCAACGGCGCAACGCGAGAACGUCGGCGCAAAAACGACCAACGGAUUCAGUGGAGCGUAGGCUGUGCCGCAAUGACUGUUACAUAACAGUGUUAUUAUGCUUCGCCUUCUUCGUUUCGGGUGACAAUGAGAUAAACAAAAUUAAACCAAAUGUUUCGGCUGUAUUGAUUGACUUUCUGUACUGGUUUAAAAAGGACAAUAAUAGAAAAAGAUGUCUGAGAAAUAUGAGGAAUAACAGUAUGUCGCCUUUUUAGUGGUAUUGGGUAUACAUACACUGUUUAGUGGAUACAUUGUUAGGUAGAACUCUACUCCCAACGACAUCGUCAUGUUUCAACCAACACAUUGCACUUAAUUAAUGCAUAUGUUCGCAUAGGCACCAGCCACCAGGUACUCAAGGUAGGCAACCCGCAUUGCACUCUGCGUGCAAUGCGCGUACCGGAGCGCCUUAGCCUUCGCAGAAUUCGAACAACUACCAUAAGGACAGUGCUUUGCGUUGCAGCCUCUGAAUAAUAUGGAGAACAUUUGGCUGCAAAUGAGAGCAUUAGGUGCCGAAAUAAACACAACUGCUUGAAUGGUCUAUCUGUAGUUAUAGUUUGCAAAGUAGUGUCUAUUUAAGCCGUCCAUCUGCUUUGUACCGAGUGUUUCAGCUCAAUUUCGAUAGUGCCCCUGGCCCAGGGCUGCGGAGUCGGGGUCGG